Messenger RNA from Pyricularia grisea, 802 nucleotides. RefSeq lists its product as uncharacterized. The coding region runs from base 235 to 540 and encodes 101 amino acids. NCBI's taxonomy places the organism in Eukaryota, Fungi, Ascomycota, Sordariomycetes, Magnaporthales, Pyriculariaceae. The transcript is spliced from 3 exons. The record is from RefSeq and is a predicted model, not a curated record.
UGAGAUAAAUAGAGCAACGUUAUUCCAUUUGAGUGUCUUAUUCGUCCCGGUUUUCAGAUCCAUCAUCCAAACCAGAAAGAAUUCAGAUCAUUGCUCUUUCAAACCAAUUGAAAAUCACAUAUUUUCCCAAUUAGGACGCACGUACAAAGACUUACACGAGCAACCCUAUUUUGGAUACUACAAAAAAUACAAGCACCACCAGAGCGCAGAACAAAAAACUCCAAAAAAUCAAUCAUGAGCCCAACAAUGCCGAUCCGUCGCCCGGCCGUUGCAGCCGCCUCGCAUAUUCAACCCGCCAUGCGUGUGCCCAUUGCCGCUAGGUAUCUAGCAGCCUCAUUCCCGCUGGUCGUCCCUCCACUGGUUGUCGCUGGAUGUGUCGCCACAGUCGUCACCUACGUCUCUCGGCAGCUGACCCAGGAGCGUGGUGCUAUGGACAAGAUCUUUGCGCAAAAGAACGACGAGAAAUACGAGGCUGCUCGCUCAAAGGUUUUUGCUGACUUUGAGCCAAGAAGGAGUCUGUACAAUAUCUUGGGAUGGUAGAGAGAAACUUGACGAGCUCUUCUUAUGUAUUCUGAUUAUUUAUUCAAGUUCAUCUUGUAUAUAAUUCACCGGCUUGAAGUUUAUAGAGGGGCGCAAGAGGGUAGCUUGGGAUGGUCGAUUGUUAUUCAUUUGGAUUUUGCACAGUACACUCGCUAUUCACCCUCGGAUAAUAUCGCCAUGGGUUACCAAAUGAAGUAUAUUAAACAAAGCACAUCGUACUAUUUUAUCUUGGCAGUCUUGAUUAUUAAUUCUUUCAGCUCUG